AUGGUCAAAAUGGGGCGUCCGACAGUCAAAACCUCUGCUACACUAUACAUACUCAUACUGAACCUGGUUUUGAUAUCCAACCUGGCAGCCGCUUUGCCACACGCCGGAAGAGGCCGUUUGCAACUUGGUGAUGCCAUCGGGACAUACUUGCCAACAGCAAAAUUAUCACCGGCAGACUUGUCCUUCGCACCGCAGCCACAGUACAUCACAUUGACACCACCCAUAAGACGGCUGGAACAUCAGCAGGAAGCAGAGGUGGCAGCUUUGCCGUUGAUCGGAGAAAAGGCGUGUGGACGGGGUACAGUCAACGGGCGGACGGAAAAGCAGACUCUCAUUGAGGACUGGAGGGCAUGGAGGCUCCAGUUUGGCCUGCAGACGAUGCGGAGGAGCUGCCGGAUGGAAAAGAGAGGGUGUGCAAGAAUCCGGAAAAUGCGUUGA
Exophiala spinifera is the source of this 438-nucleotide messenger RNA. RefSeq lists its product as uncharacterized. Lineage: Eukaryota; Fungi; Ascomycota; Eurotiomycetes; Chaetothyriales; Herpotrichiellaceae. Bases 1 to 438 code for a protein of 145 amino acids. The transcript has a single exon. The record is from RefSeq and is a predicted model, not a curated record.